UGAACAUCGUAGAAGAUGUCUGUAAUACUGCCUUUCUUGUUGACCUUACUGGCUCUAUCUCAAGCUCAACUACACUCCGAUGAUCCAACGCCACCCUCAUCCACCGUCUGCAUCGUCGGAGCCGGCAUCGGCGGGUCCUCCGUCGCCCAUUUCCUCCGCAAAUACUCGCCGGAGUCCACUCCCGCCAUCAAAGUCCGAGUGUUCGACCGCAACAGCAUCGUCGGGGGCCGCAUAGCCACCGUGACCAUCGCGAACGAGACCUUCGAAGCCGGAGCUUCCAUUCUCCAUCCGAAGAAUCUGCACGCUGUUGAUUACAGAAAGCUUCUCAACCUCAAGGUCAAACAGUCUCCUUCGGAUUCUCUCUCUCUUGGCAUUUGGGAUGGGAACAAGUUUGUUUUCAAAACGGUUAAGAUUAGUUGCAAUAUUCCCCUCAUCGAUGAGCUCCUCAAACUUCCAUUCAUCGAGAAUCUCGUAUCCCUCGUUAAUUCGGGUCUCAUGUUCGUCCGUUACGGCUUCUCGCUUCUUAAGAUGCAGAACUUUGUUCAGAGUGCUGUGGGGAGGUUCUUAAAGUACUAUGAGGAACCUGGUUCGAGGCCAAUUUUCGAGACUGUGGAUGAGAUGCUGAAAUGGGCUGGUCUUUAUAAUCUAACUACCAGGACUUUGCAAGAUGAAUUGGUUGAUUCUGGGUUGUCUCCCUUGUUGAUCAAUGAACUUGUCACUGUCAUCACACGAGUUAAUUAUGGCCAGAGUGUCCACAUGAGUGGGUUGGCUGGUGCAGUUUCUCUGGCAGGAUCAGGUGGAGGAUUAUGGGCCAUCGAUGGAGGCAACUGGCAAAUGGUCGCUGGACUGAUUAAUCGGUCAGAUGUUGCAUUACACCUGCAUGAAGAAAUAAAAUCUAUUGCUGUCCUGGGAGAUUAUUAUGAACUCAACUCAACCAAAGGAAACAGCUACACCUGUGAAGUUGCUGUGGUUGCUACACCAUUGGAUGAGUUAAAUAUUCAAUUUCUUCCCCCAAUUUCAGUUCCUGAGAGAAAAUUACAGCACACGCAUGCAACUUUUGUCAGGGGCCUUUUGAACCCUGUAUACUUUGGUCUCAAGGCUGUGACAAAAGUUCCAGAUCUUGUGGGCACAUUAGAGGAUCCUAACCUUCCAUUUACAAGCAUUUCAGUUCUCAAGAAGCACAACGAAAAAGAAUAUACUUAUAAAAUAUUCUCUCGUCAACCAAUGGCAGACACAUUACUGGAUAGCAUCUUCAGUGUGAGGAAGGAGACUAUUCGGAUAAACUGGGCUGCUUAUCCUCAAUAUCACUCCCCAGAAAUAUUUGCACCAUUUAUAUUGGAUGGGAGGCAUCUGUACUAUGUCAAUGCAUUUGAAAAUGCAGCUAGCACCAUGGAGACAAGUGCAGUGGCAGCUGAGAAUAUUGCCCGACUCAUACUGGCAAGAUAUUUUGGCAUUGUGCGUUCAUCUAAUUUGACUGGUAGUUCUCAAGGAGAGGGUACUCAUUUAGAUUUGUGAUAGAGUUAUUGUAAUAUAUUAGUUUGGGUGAUGUUGAAAGAUUUUGUAUAAUUUGCAUCUGAAAAUCCGGGAAAGCAAAUCAAGCAAUGUAUAAAGAUGGGACGAUAAAUAAUUGCUCUCUCCCUUUUGUAUUUUAUCAUGUUAUUAAUGGAUAGUGCGUCU
Messenger RNA from Gastrolobium bilobum, 1677 nucleotides. Its product is annotated as farnesylcysteine lyase. Bases 16 to 1515 code for a protein of 499 amino acids. The transcript is spliced from 5 exons. The record is from RefSeq and is a predicted model, not a curated record. Gene Ontology annotation, molecular function: prenylcysteine oxidase activity. NCBI's taxonomy places the organism in Eukaryota, Viridiplantae, Streptophyta, Magnoliopsida, Fabales, Fabaceae. Gene Ontology annotation, biological process: prenylcysteine catabolic process; prenylated protein catabolic process.